This is a messenger RNA of Mesocricetus auratus (golden hamster), 2523 nucleotides long. Its product is annotated as interferon-induced protein with tetratricopeptide repeats 1-like. The record is from RefSeq and is a predicted model, not a curated record. Gene Ontology annotation, biological process: defense response to virus. The coding region runs from base 164 to 1555 and encodes 463 amino acids. The transcript has 2 exons. Gene Ontology annotation, cellular component: cytosol. Gene Ontology annotation, molecular function: protein binding; RNA binding. Lineage: Eukaryota; Metazoa; Chordata; Mammalia; Rodentia; Cricetidae.
GUGACAGCAAGAGCACAUCACAGCUCACAGAGCUGCUUCCCAGCCCUUAUAUGAGAGUCCACAGGGUGAGAAAGUCCACUAGACAGCAGAGAGUCAAGGCAGAAUUCUGAAGAGCACUAUCCUGGUAAAAUCCCAGACAACUGCUGCCACCUUCACAGCAACUAUGGGAGACCAUGCUGGUGAUGCCCAGGUGGAGGAGAAGCUGCUUCAGCUGAGAUGUCACUUCACAUGGGGACUGCUGAUUGAAGACAUUGGCAUACCUGAUCUGGAAAUGAGAAUCUGGGAAGAGCUUGAGUUCCUUGACAUCAAUAACCCAGUGCGGAUGCACAACCUGCUGGCCUACGUGAGGCACCUGAAAGGCCAGCAUGAGGAAGCCCUGCAGAGCUUGAAAGAAGCAGAAGCCUUGACCCAGAGGGAACAGCUAGAGAAGAGAAGCCUGGUGACCUGGGGAAACUGUGCCUGGGUGAAUUACCACAGGGGCAGCUUGGUAGAAGCCCAGACCUACCUGGACAAGGUGGAGAACGCUUGCGAAGAAUUUGCAAGCCCCUUCCGCUACAGGAUGGAGUGUGCCGAGAUGGACUGUGAGGAAGGCUGGGCCUUGCUGAAGUGUGGAGGACAGAAUUAUAGACGAGCCAUGGCCUGCUUUGCAAAGGCUCUGGAAGUGGAUCCUGAAAACCCUGAAUACAACACUGGCUAUGCUGUUGCAACCUAUCGUGUAGACUUUGAUGAGGACUGUAUUUCUCUGGAACCCCUCAGGAAGGCUGUCAGGUUAAAUCCAGGAGAUCCGUAUCUAAAAGUUUAUCUUGCCCUGAAGCUUCAGGAUGGGGGAGAAACAGCUGAAGCAGAAACACACAUUGGAGAAGCUCUCAGUAGCACAUCCUGCCAAACCUACGUCUUUCGCUAUGCAGCCAAGUAUUACCGAAGGAAAGGCUGCAUAGACAAAGCUCUAGAUCUCCUACACAGGGCCUUGCAGGCAUCACCUGAUUCUGCCUACCUGCAUUACCAAAUAGGACUCUGCUACAGGAAACAAAUGAUCCCACAGAAGGCAUCCAGAAACAGGCAGCUCAGAAGGCAGGGCAUCAUGCAAGAAUUGGCACAACAGGCUAUUUGUGAAUUUCAAAGGACUGUGGAACUGAGGCCCACAUUUGAGAUGGCUUAUGUUUACAUGGCUGAAAUACAGGCAGACAUUCAUCAAUACGAAGAAGCAGAGGCAAAUUUCCAGAAGGUUCUGAACAUGAGGAACCUUGAAUGUCACAUAGAGCAGGAUGUUCAUUUCCGCUAUGCCCGUUACCAACAAUUUCAUCAGAAAUCAGAAGACAAGGCGAUCACCCACUAUUUAAAAGGUUUAAAGACAGGAGAAAAGACCUUUGCCUGGAGGAAACUUCUCACAGCUUUGGAGAAAGUGGUUGAAAGACGUGUUGACCACAAUGUUCUACCUGUGGAGAGCAUUGGCCUCCUUGGGUUAGUCCACAAACUGAGAGGGAACAUGCAGGAGGCCCUGCUGUGCUAUGAGAGGGCCCUGAGGCUCACUGGGGAGAUGAAUCCUGAGUUUUGAAUGCAGCUCUACUCUGUGAAGUUGAUAUACUCAUCACUGAGGUUGCUGCUCUCCUUCCUGAAGUUGUCUCCAGAACUGCAUAGCUUGCUGAAAUGCCAAGUUCCUAACGCAUUUGCUCCUGCCACCUCUUUCUCACCACUCGUUGUCAUUGUUAGGUCUAAAGGAACUUCUGUGACCACUACACUUGUUCACUUAGUGACCAGUUCUGACUCCUGCUGUUCUAUAAUCCUUUAACUCCAUGUUUUUUUCUCAUGUCUAUGCCUUAGGUAGGAAAGUGUUCUAUCCUCUGCCUGCUAGUGUUCUGGACAAAGAAGACUUCUCCAACAUGGUUUAAUUUUGGAACACCAGAAACUCUUACUAAAGUAUAAUUUCAGAGCAAAACAAAUGAUCAAUGGAGAGAGUUUGAAAGCAGUAGGUGUCUCACAUUAGUGGGUACUUAUUAAUCCAGAAAACUUUAAGUGUGUUAGAGAUAGAAGGAAUGCCUUCCUUAGGUUGCAUGUACUGAGAACUAUAUAAAUAACUUUAUUCUAUAUUUGUAUGCUAAGAAUAUUCAGUCAAAGCAGCUUCAAUAACAAAUUUGCUAUAUCUUGUUGGUGACAUUUUAAAAGAUGAAAUUGUAUGUUUGUAUAGUAUCUUGCUUAUCUUUUGUUCUCAGCUUGAAAUAUUCUGAGGUCAUCUGGAAAGACUUGCUCCCAUCAGACUGGCUUAUGGGUAUAUUACGGGGUUUUUGUUUUGAUUCUUACCUGUUGAGGACACAGCCCACUGUGGUGGGUUUCAUCCCUAGGCAGGUCAUCUUAACAUGUAUAAGAUAUCUAGCUGUGCAUUUUCCAGUAAGUAAAACCAGCAAGCAGAAUUCCUUCAUGAUUCCUACUGUUUCCUGCCUUGACUUCUUGCCCUGAGUUUCUUCAGUAAUUGAUUGUUAUCUUGAAGUUUAAGUCAAAUAAACAUCUUCCCAGUUGUUUUUUGAA